UCUAGAGUUGAUCUCAAGUAGGCUAUUUUACGACCAUUCAGUACUUUCAAUAUCAUAAAUGUCAUGUACUAAAUUAAUAUCGAAGUAACGUGGGCCGUUUAUUGAUUAAAACUGUACAACAAUUCUCAAUUAUUCCGGUAGUGAGAUACAAGUUCACAGGAUAUAACAAUAUAUAAUAAUGGCGGGUGUUGUCGGGUCUCUGUCCACAGCCAGCAACGACUUUGGGUUAAAUCUGUACAAGUCGGUGGUUACGUCUCCAAAAAGUCCUCAAAAUGUGUUUAUAUCACCAUUCUGUCUUCAUAGUAUACUCUCAAUGACCUAUGUAGGAGCUGCAGGCAAUACCAAACAACAAUUCGAGUCUGCCUUAAAAUUGGAUGGUUUGAAAGAAGGCACCCAAGAAGCUUACCAACAGUUUAUCAACAAAGUUCCUUUAAAAUAUUUUAAUAUUGCCAACCGGCUUUAUCUACAAUCCAAGGGAACCGUUUUAGAGGACUUCAAGCAGAGCUGUAAAACUAACUUCAACGCCGAAGCCGUAACUUUGAGAUUUGAAGACGAUGCCGAGGCCGGGCGAACAACAAUUAAUCAAUGGGUGGAAGGGGAAACAAAAGGAAAAAUACAAGAACUGAUUCCUCAAGGAUCGCUGUCCUCUGAUACUGCCCUGGUACUGGUGAACGCCAUCUACUUUAAAGGCGACUGGGACGUCAAAUUUGAUAGGGCUACUACAAUAAAAGAUUCGUUUCAUUUGAAUGAGAAUGAGUCACUAGAGGUCAAUUUUAUGAGGAAAGAAGCGAAAUUCAACUUCGGUUACUCUGCUUCCCUAAAUUGUCAGAUACUAGAAAUCCCGUAUCAAAACAAAGACCUGAGUAUGCUUAUAGUGCUUCCACUAGUAAUGGAUGGGUUAAAAGACUUAGAGGCGAAGCUCGAUUCAGCAGCUUUAUCCAAACUUCAGACGGAAAUGUCAGUUGAUGAAGUUGAGAUUCGUAUACCACGGUUUAGCAUUGAGUCAUCUAUGACGUUGAUAGACAGUCUGACUUCGAUGGGGAUCGAGGAAGCUUUUAUUGCAGGAAAGGCGGAUUUAUCAAAGAUCGAUGGCACCAGAAACCUCUUUGUUUCUGAUGUUUUCCACAAGACAUUCAUUGUCGUAAACGAAGAGGGAAGUGAGGCGGCAGCUGCUGGAGCAGUAGGCAUCUCCACAAAGAUGUUACCACCCAGCUUUACCGCCGAUCACCCAUUCUUAUUUUACAUCAAAGACAACUCGACCGAUAUGAUUCUGUUUUUGGGUCGAUUAGUUCAACCUGGUUUAGUCUAGUUCGAAGACCGUCGUAUUAAAGGGACAUAAUCAUCGUCAAAUGAAUUUAAGAUAACCAUAGACGCCUUUAAUUGAACACUGGCCUUCCGACCGUAUUAAGAAUGUGCGGUGGAUAAGUCACUAUUAAAUGCAUACAACUUUUAAAUGAAAGGUUAAAACAUGUAUGUCGCUUUAUUUGAUUUUCAGAUUUACCUAAUCAGGACCUUGUCAAUAGUUUAAGUUCCCCUUUAAAAUACUUCGUAUUUAUCUAAUCAGGAUCCCCUUGAGGACAUUAAAAAUACAUUAUGCAAGACCUAAAUCUGCCUAUUGCAGGCCUUUUUGGGGCUUGAAAUGUCAUAUAAACUAUUAAUUAGACAUUUAAUAACAUGAACAAACCUUAACCAACCCUGGAUGCCGUCUUAUGUGUCAGAGUUUCACUGGACUUGAAUCCGAUUUGUUGCUCAACGCUCAUUAAUGAUUUAAUCCAAAAUGGAUAAUCGAGAGUAUGUUUUUAUCGUACCAAUGAUGAGCGAGGCUAGACCUAAAAUUCAAAAGGUAAUAUCUCAGUUUAGAGUAGAGCAAUUUGACUGAAAUUUUCAGCUCAUCCCCUUUACAUUAUCUAUUUUUUAACUAUUAUAUUGCGAAGUACAAGCUCUUUAGCUAAUCUUCCAUAAUGUCCCUUUAAUUAACCUAUUUCGUUUGUAUACAACAUUAUAA
Molecule: messenger RNA, 2005 nt
Organism: Patella vulgata (common limpet)
Lineage: Eukaryota; Metazoa; Mollusca; Gastropoda; Patellidae
Product: leukocyte elastase inhibitor
Exons: 2
Coding region: 179-1309 (376 amino acids)
Molecular function (GO): serine-type endopeptidase inhibitor activity
Source: RefSeq, a predicted model, not a curated record